AUGUCUGGUAAAGAUGCAGAAGAUUUAGCCGAUAGCGAAUUCAACCAGAAAUGGAAGGCAGUAUCUGGCAAUACCGUCGCUGGCACAUACGAUCUCGUUCUGAAGGAUGUUGAAAGCGUCCGAGAAUGGAGAGCAAACGGCGAAGUGGAGGCCGAUGCACCCAGUACUCCAGCCCUCGAUCGGAUCCAAGCUUUGUGUCAACUCGCCAAUGUCGAUUUUGACUGCUGGAGGACGAAAGGCAGUGGCGGGUACGGCAGAAGCAUCAAGGGAAAUAGAGGACAGGAAGAAGCCCAAGGCUCCUCCGAGCCUCUAUAA
This is a messenger RNA of Durotheca rogersii, 315 nucleotides long. RefSeq lists its product as uncharacterized. The record is from RefSeq and is a predicted model, not a curated record. NCBI's taxonomy places the organism in Eukaryota, Fungi, Ascomycota, Sordariomycetes, Xylariales, Xylariaceae. The transcript has 2 exons. Bases 1 to 315 code for a protein of 104 amino acids.